CACGGAAGUGGAGCGGCUUUAGUGAGCUCAGAAAGUGAAAGCAAAUCAGGCCGCAGCAGGAGUAAGCACAGGUAAUGCUAAGGAAGUGUUAGCUUUACUUCAACUGCUGAGGUACACAAACCGACUGAGGGGGGAAAACAGACCAAGAAUCGGCUGUAGCUAUUUCAGUCACAGCGAGGAGUAGAGGCUUCCCUGGGACCACACUCUCUCUCUGUCUUUCCAGCCUGUUGCCCUUCCUUGUCCCAUUUUCCAAUAUGAACCAAUAUAAUAGGUGCAAUGAUGAUGACGACCUGCCCCAGAUGGACGGCACAUGCGAUGCAUGUGAACCAGACGAAGCACAGUCUGCUAUACAAAUGUGUGUUAUUUGUCGCUUUGCCUUUUGCGUGGUCCAUGCUGAGAAACACACACGCAGCACCAGACAUCCACUUCAGCCCUACAACCCUCCAGAACCUGGAGCAAAUUCCAACGCCGACAUCAAUGCUCAACCAGAGGCAGACGCGAACCGACUGGAAGAGGCCGAGGCCACUGGGGGUGGAGCUGAAGGGGUGGAGGGGCAGGAUGAGGAGCAGAGUGGGUGUGAAUCAGGAAAGAGAGACACAGUGACAGUAGAAAGACUGAGAUGUAAGGAACAUGGACAGGAGGGAUCGUUGUACUGCAAACAGGACGAAAAGAUUGUGUGUGUGUUGUGUGCUGUACAGGGAGAGCACCGUGAACACGAGAUCAUCACACUCCAGGAAGCCUACAUGUGGCAGAAGGGUAAAGAGGGCAUAGAUUUGCUGGCGUGUACUCAAGAAAUGUCUGAGAAGAUCAAGACCAAGUGGACCAGUCCAGAUAUGAGCCCAGAGGAGCUCGAGUGCUACGUCAACCAGCAGUUUGACGAGUUACAGAGGCUGGUGCGUCAGGAGGAGUGGCGUGUGCUUCACCUGGUAGACCUGAAAGAGGCGUUUUUGACGGCACACGCUGCUGAGAAGAUUGCUGAGAUCAGCGUUCACACCGAGAAACUGCAGGAGGAAAUGGACUCCAUCACACAGCAGCUGGGUGAGCUUGACCACGCUGAGCAAAAUGGCGUCGCCCCAGCCAACCUGGCACCUCUGCUGGCGGGACAACCUCGGCCGCCUGGUGCUGCUCUACUGGAAGCAAGACCUCUGAUGGACCCUGAAGCCAGACCAAGACUACCUGCUCAGCAGCGAGACCCUCAGGAUCCUAGAGACUAUGGAGAUGGAGAUGAUUCAUCCAUGGGCCAUGCUCCAUAACAGCAAGAAUACAGUCUAAUGCCUUCUAUCUUCUGCCUUAUUCUUAUAAACUGGAACGGUCUGCCUUUAUAGCUACUGAAACUUCCUUUCAGCAUCGACUUACUGCUUGGAUUGUUGCCUUUUUUCUGUAGCAUCUUCGCUGCUUGUCCUCUCCUGAGGAAGAUGAGGAAUUGAAUGGAGUUGAUUGCAAUCAGAGACGUUCUUCAAAACCAGUCAGACACCAGGCUGAGGAUUUGCAGCUGAUGUACUCAAAAUGAAAGACGGGAAUGUAAACUGAUUCCAAUUUGCCUUUACUUUAUGAUUAGAGUGCUGGGUUUGUGGACUAUGAACACCCAACCUAGCGCACAAGUGCAGUGUAUACUAGGUUAAAAUAAAUCUGUUUUAGUUUUACCCCAUUUCCUCCCUAUUUUGUUUGUUUUUCUAUGUACCAGCUAUGUAUGUCCUGUCACAUGAAGGCUACCAACCAGGGAGGGUGAAAGCUAACCCAUGCUUCCUCAGAGACUAACACUUUCCUCCUCAGAAACAUGCGAAGCCAGACACUGCAUCAUUUUGAGUGCCUGCUCGUGCAAUGCAGGGCAGCAUAAUGCACUCAGAGGAAAGUGAUAACUGCCCUUGUAUGUGAGUUCACAAAUGCCGAUGAUUGGCCGCUCUGAAAGACAUGGGAGAGAGUAAAACACUCCCUUGCAAUCAAAGAGCGCGCACAGUUUAGCUCUCUCGCUGUGGCACUGUCAUGAGUCAAACCCUGCAAUCUCCCUGUGAUCAGAGCCUCCCAAGAGCUGUAAAAUCUGAAGAAGGUAAGAAAGGUUGGAAAUUGUUAUCUGUGGUUGUCCACAUAUAGAUUCAGUACUGCAACAUGCCUUAAAAACAAACCAACAUCAGUUUGGUAAAAAUCCCAAAGUCAGUUUGAUGCAAGAGAGACAGAAAAGUGGGAAAAAUCAAGUAAAAAAAAGUAACAUGAAAUGUUUUUGUCUCAAACGAAUAAACAGAAAUGUGUUGUUUA
This is a messenger RNA of Tachysurus vachellii, 2253 nucleotides long. RefSeq names its product tripartite motif containing 44 (gene trim44). NCBI's taxonomy places the organism in Eukaryota, Metazoa, Chordata, Actinopteri, Siluriformes, Bagridae. The transcript has 6 exons. The record is from RefSeq and is a predicted model, not a curated record. Bases 255 to 1253 code for a protein of 332 amino acids. Gene Ontology annotation, molecular function: zinc ion binding.